ACGGAAGACGCGGCUUGCACGUUAUCGACUCGUGUUUACAAAUUGGGCUGAAUCUCAAAUGGCUUCUUGUUGGUUAUACAGUACACUGGUGGAGGCUGAAUAACCCGCUGUGUUAAAGCAGCAUGUAGGGCGGCUAUGUAGGGAGCAGUAAGUGGUUUGGGAUUGAGCCCGAGUGACCCGGCGUGAUCCUCCUGAGUAGCACAUCUUUACAGUGACAGACUUCUGUAAAUGAAAACGUUAUUCUAGUUCUGUUGUGUGACCACAGGAAGCAUGAAAAUGAAAGUUGUUGCAUUAAUAAGUGGUGGCAAAGACAGCUGUUACAACAUGAUGCAGUGUGUUGCUGCAGGACACACUAUAGUAGCACUUGCCAACCUCAGACCAGCUCACACAGAUGAACUGGACAGCUACAUGUAUCAAACAGUUGGUCAUCAGGCUAUUGAGCUGUAUGCAGAGGCUAUGGAUCUGCCACUGUACCGGAGGACGAUCGAGGGCUCGAGUGUGGACACAGGCAGAGAAUACCACCCGAAUGAUGCCGACGAAGUGGAAGACCUGUACCAGCUACUUAAACUUGUGAAGGAAAAGGAGCACGUUGAAGCUGUUUCAGUAGGAGCCAUUCUGUCUGACUACCAGCGAGUUCGGGUGGAAAAUGUGUGCUCCAGGUUGCAGCUGCAGCCCCUGGCGUAUUUGUGGCGCCGAGAACAGGCUGAUCUGCUCAGCGAAAUGAUCACCUCCGGCCUCCAGGCUGUGCUCAUCAAGGUGGCCGCGUACGGUCUGAAUCCUGGAACACAUUUAGGAAAGACUCUGGCUGAGAUGGAACCCUAUCUGCAUCAGCUUUCGAAGAAGUACGGGGUGCAUAUCUGCGGCGAAGGUGGCGAGUACGAGACCUUCACUGCUGACUGCCCUCUCUUCAAGAAAAGAAUAGUCAUCGAUGCAAUGGAGACGAUCAUGCAUUCAGACGAUGCCUUCGCGCCGGUCGCAUACCUGCGCUUUACACAGAUGCACACAGAGGACAAACCGAACGGCUCCACAGAGAGCGUGCUGCCCCUCGCUAGCUGUCCUUGCCAGAGUGCCAUUGACAUGAUGACUGAGGAGACGGUCUAUGCCGAUAAAGCCCACGACGUACAAGAAGAAUUUGCAUCAAAUGGUGACCUUAGCUGUCACACCGAGACGUGUGCAUGUUGUGUGUGCCAUGUGCUUCAGGAAUGCCAGCUUAUAAGCUCAGCCAGAAGUUCUGCCGGUUAUCAGUGGAUCACUGGAAUCAGCGGUCAAUCCUCUGAUCAUACAAAUAUCCAGAGCCAGAUGGAGCAUGCCUUCACCAUACUGCAAGGUGAAUUACAGGAGAAGGGGUGGCAGAUGAAGCACAUCGUUCUGGUUCACUUGUUUGUAAGAGACAUGGAGGACUUUGGGAACGUGAACGCAGUGUACCGCAAAUUCUUCAGCCACUGUCCUCCAGCCAGGGUGUGUGUGCAGGCUCGGCUGCCCAUGGGUCAGCUCGUGCAGAUGGAUGUGCUGCUUCAUGACUGGUGUGUGGCUCCUGAAGAAGGUAGCUUCCAGCACAGAGACACGCUGCACGUGCAGAGCGUGUCUCAUUGGGCACCGGCGAACAUCGGGCCCUACAGCCAGGCUGUGAAGGUGGAGGAAGCCAUCUUCUGUGCAGGUCAGAUUGCAUUGCUUCCCUGCACCAUGCAGCUGCUGAGGGGUGGUCCAAGCUCACAGGCCCAGCUGUGUUACAGCCAUGUGGAGAAAGUGCUGCGUGCCAUGAGUGCCAGUCUCACACUGGGACACACACUGCAAGCACACUGCUACGUCACCGACCUUACACACAUACCAGCUGUCAGAAAGGUGUGGCAUGAUAAGAUACAGGGCAGCCAAGAGCAGGAGGUAUGCUAUGGAGUAGAGGAGAUUCAAUGCCCGCCUCUGGUUAUUGCAGUGAUGCCGUCUUUGCCCAGAGGAGCAGCAGUGGAACUUCAUGUCAUUGCUGUGCAGGACAAGCCUACAGAAAGGACUUCCUGCCAGAUGACCUCUGAGAUCCCAGGAGGUACAAUCCAUAGGCAGGUGCUGAUAUCCAGUACCCGCCAUUACGCCACUCUGUCCAUGAGUGUGUCCCUGCGUGAGUCAACACCACAGUGCAUGGGCACGGAGGGCAUCCUGGGGGCAGUGAGCAACUCCUUUCAGCAAGCUCUAGAGCAGAUGGAAGAGACUCUGUUUCCUUUAUGCACUAGGAUCUUCUACAAGGACAGCAGUAAAUUAGCCAAUGAGCUCUCUGCAGGGCUGCAGGGUUGCUUCAAGAGCAGACUGGGUGCAAAAAGCACAGCUUUGGUACUGGUUCCUGUGCUGGAGCUGCCGGACUGCACUCUCCUUCACCUCUCCUGUUGGCUCAGCAAGUAAUGGAGGAUGAGGACCAUACACAAUGACCUCGGACUGGAAGGGUGGUAUUUGGCCAGCAUUCAGCAGUAAACAGCCGGACUUAUCAACUUUAAGUCAUUUAACAGUCCAUCUGGCAAGGUGAUCUGCUAGAGCCAGAAUUUGUCUCGUCACCUAGACUUAUUUCUGAUAGGCCAUUUCAAAUGAAUUACAAACUGACUAAACAACAAUCUAUGCACCAACACACACAUUGCUUGAACAGUAGAGUACUAUAUUGUAUGUAUCCUAUGUAUCAUAGACUCUGCUCUGCUGACACCAUUGGUGGGAAUAGAUAGUUUGUUUUUAUAGAGAAUUCUAUUUAUAAUUAUAAAUACAGAAAAUAAACCCAGUUUGUUGUCA
Messenger RNA from Silurus meridionalis, 2763 nucleotides. RefSeq names its product diphthamine biosynthesis 6 (gene dph6). Gene Ontology annotation, biological process: protein histidyl modification to diphthamide. The record is from RefSeq and is a predicted model, not a curated record. Gene Ontology annotation, molecular function: diphthine-ammonia ligase activity. The transcript has 15 exons. NCBI's taxonomy places the organism in Eukaryota, Metazoa, Chordata, Actinopteri, Siluriformes, Siluridae. The coding region runs from base 271 to 2388 and encodes 705 amino acids.